This is a messenger RNA of Fonticula alba, 560 nucleotides long. RefSeq lists its product as hypothetical. The transcript is spliced from 2 exons. The record is from RefSeq and is a predicted model, not a curated record. NCBI's taxonomy places the organism in Eukaryota, Rotosphaerida, Fonticulaceae. The coding region runs from base 109 to 396 and encodes 95 amino acids.
CUCGGCGUCCCGGCGGUGGCCACAACGAAUCCUCGUCCUCCCCUCCUCCCCCCGCUCCCCCACUCAAGAGAGAGAGAGAGAUCGCACGCGCGAGCGAAAGUACACGCCAUGUACCUCCCUCAGCUCACCCGCUACUCGCCGUCGGCUGCCCGCCCCGAGGUCCGCCACGCCCUCGCCAAUGCCCUGCGCCAUGCCACGCGCCACAUCCCCGAGAACCUGAAGCUCUCGGACCGCGCUCGUGGCUUCCUGGCUCACGAUGUGCGCCCCCACCAUGUUGAGAAGAACUUCAUCAUGAACCGGUCUUCCAACACGGCCAUCAUCAACUUCGAGCACACCCUGCCGGUCAUGGCCCGGCCGCGCCCCAUCAAGCGCUUCACCAUCGAGGAGGACGACUAAGAGGGGCUCCCCAUGUAAUGUGCCUCCCUUCGCCCUGGAUGUUUUUUUUCCUCCUCCCUCCUCCUCCUCCUUCCGGGCCGUGUGUCGGGCACGGCGUCGCAUGCGCCCGCUGUGCCUGCUCAGAGAUGACCAAUAAAAUAGAUUACCUUCUUUGGUGGUGCACA